Molecule: messenger RNA, 2223 nt
Organism: Synchiropus splendidus (mandarinfish)
Lineage: Eukaryota; Metazoa; Chordata; Actinopteri; Syngnathiformes; Callionymidae
Gene: opn4xa
Product: opsin 4xa
Exons: 9
Coding region: 124-1389 (421 amino acids)
Biological process (GO): visual perception; G protein-coupled receptor signaling pathway
Cellular component (GO): membrane
Molecular function (GO): G protein-coupled receptor activity
Source: RefSeq, a predicted model, not a curated record
UCUGUUCAAACCCGUCUGGACUGUGAUCAACGUUCUUUCCCCUCACUGUGUGAUUCUGAAGACCACCGGCAGCAAACUGGGUCGAUCCGAGGAGAGGAAGGGGCUCCACUUUCAGCACAAGAAAUGGACCUGGAUCGUGGAUUCUAUCGACGGGUGGACGUCCCAGAUCAUGUUCACUACAUCGUGGCCUUCUUCGUCCUGGUCAUCGGAGCCGUUGGUGUUUCCGGGAACGCCCUGGUCAUGUAUGCGUUUUUCUGCAACAAGCGGCUCCAGACUCCUCCCAAUAUAUUCAUCAUAAACCUGGCGGUCAGCGACUUCUUGAUGGCCAUCACACAGUCGCCCAUCUUCUUUGUGAACUCCCUGUAUAAAGGAUGGAUUUUUGGGGAAACGGGUUGUAAGAUUUAUGCCUUUUGUGGCGCUCUAUUCGGAAUCACCUCCAUGAUAAACCUUCUGGCCAUUUCGGUCGAUCGCUACAUCGUCAUCAGCAAACCCUUGCAGGCCAUUCAGUGGUCGUCCAGGAGACGAACCCUCCUUAUUAUCUCCCUAGUUUGGCUCUACUCACUGGCGUGGAGCCUGGCUCCACUUUUAGGAUGGAGCUCAUACAUACCAGAGGGGCUGAUGACCUCAUGCACGUGGGACUAUGUGUCAUCGACACCCUCCAACAAAAGUUACACACUGAUGCUGUGCUGCUUCGUCUUCUUCAUCCCUCUGGCCAUCAUCUCCUACUGCUAUCUCUGCAUGUUCCUGGUCAUUCGACAGGCCAGCAGGGACGUGGAAAAGCUAGGAAGCCAGGUGCGGAAGUCCACGCUGAUACAACAGCAGUCCAUCAAGACAGAAUGGAAGUUGGCCAAGAUUGCCUUCGUGGUCAUUAUCGUCUUCCUGCUUUCCUGGUCACCGUAUGCAUUUGUCACCCUCAUAGCCUGGGCUGGGUAUGGAAGUGCCCUCAACCCAUACUCCAAAGCAGUCCCAGCUGUCAUAGCCAAAGCCUCAGCCAUCUACAACCCCUUCAUCUACGCCAUCAUUCACUCCAAUUACAGACAAACACUGGCUGAAAAGGUCCCCUGUCUCCACUUCCUGGCGCAGCCACCAAAGAGAAACUGCAUUGCUGUGUCACAUGUUGAAGGCUCUUUCAGAGGCCUGAUGCUGAGUCAACAGUCUUCUGGUUCCAAAACCAAGUUCCACAGAGUUUCUUCUCUGCCCACAACAGACACACAGGCCUGGAGUGACGUGGAGCUGGACCCACUUGGCCGGAGGAAUUGCUUACAAACAAGUCCGUCUUUUGAUGCUCUGGAGGAGAAUGAACAUGCAUUUUCGAGAACGAACGCACAGGAAAAGAGAAUAAAUUGCCAGGAAGGAGUGAGUCUGCCAUCCCAGAAAGAGGCUCACUGAGGAGCAGGAAGGUCAAGUCCGUCCAGUCCACACCCCCUCAUCUGCUCUGAGAAGGAAAAAACAAAAGUGAUGGCUGGUGUGAAGAACAGGAAGUCUGAUCAUCAGGAUGGACAUGAGGGGGUGCGUGAGGAAGAUGGCUAUAAAUUCCCCACGACACCGUGUGUGUGCCAGAAUCCUGCACAAAGGCUGACCUGCGAGUGAGCUGGACAGCAGGCACACAGGAAUAUUUGUUUAUAGCAGCCUGCGACUGUUGACGGAACCUCAAUUGUUCUGACAGCCAUUCCAACACCAGUGAAGCUGGAUAGUGUUUUGCCAGCGCAAACAUAUCAGCCAUGUUUAUGGCCAGGAAUCCCCGGGGAGUGGAGCACAAUGACAGUUACAGCUUUAUUACAUGUAGCGUCGCUAGACCGUUUCAACAAAACACUGUUUUCUGGCAAGAGAGAUGGUUAAAAUGGUCAAAUACUUCAAACUUCUUUUAAAAAAUAUGAGAAAUAAACACACCAUUUUAGUUUAGUUAGGAACGAACAUAACACAACAACUCAUGAAAUACUACCAGCUGAAAAUCAGUUUUCCAGUCUUCUCCCCGGAUAUUUCUGCCUCAUUGCUGUUGCCCCAUCUGUAGACAUGUUUUCCUAUCUAACUAUUGUGCACUACUGUCGUUCUUGCUCUUUUCUGAGAUCGCCUCAAGGCCCAAAAACUGAAAGCUGCCGUUAACAAACCAAAGUCAUCGAUGAUGCCGCAUCUCUAACUCAAGCAUCAUAUCCUGAACGCUGUGCUGUAUUCGAGCAGAUGUUACAUUCAAGGUCACAUUUAUCAUAUGGACAGUUGGAUUAA